UCUCUUUCUCUCUUUCUCUGCGCUUAUGGCGAAGAAGCGAAAGGUCGACGGAGAGGUUGAUGAAGAGGUUGACAUGUCGGUCACUGAGCCCGACGCUAACGGUGAAGAGGGAAAUGAAAGAGGAGAAGCAGAAGGAUUAGAAGUAGAAGAAGAAGAAGAAGAAGAAGACUUGACAAAACUCUUGGAGCCCUUCAACAAAGAACAACUCAUCGAACUUCUAGGUAUAGCCGUUUCUAAUGAUUCAAAAGUAUUAGAAGAAAUCUACCGAGUUGCCGACCUUGAUCCCGCUCACCGUAAGAUCUUUGUCCAUGGACUCGGUUGGGAGACCACCACUGAGAAACUCCGUGAAUUCUUUUCACAGUUCGGUGAGCUUGAAGAUUGCAACGUUGUCUUAGACAAGGCUACGGGUAAAUCCAAGGGCUAUGGUUUCUUGCUCUUCAAGCAUCGUCGACACGCUCAGGUAGCCCUUAAAGAACCUCAGAAGAAGAUUGAGUCUCGGAUGACUGCUUGUCAGCUUGCAUCCUCUGGUCCUGUCAAUACGGUUCAGUCAAAUUCGGUUCCACAUACGCAGCAGACUCAGCAUCCCUCGCAUGAUAAUCUUCCUAAGAAGAUUUAUGUAGGUAAUGUGCAUCCGGACGUUCCUUCUGAUAAGUUACAUGCUUUCUUCUCUAAGUAUGGAGAGAUUGAAGAGGGUCCUUUGGGGUUUGAUAAGAAGACGGGGAAAUCUAAGGGUUUUGCUCUUUUUAUUUAUAAGACUGCGGAAGGGGCGAGGAAGGCUUUAGAAGAACCAAACAAGAGUUUCGACGGGCACCAGUUGUAUUGCCAGAAGGCGACCGAUAGCCAUAAGCUUAGGUCUACUGCUGCUGCCCCCAUCUCUGGAGGUGGCGGACCCGCUCCCGCCCCUGGGAAUGUUCUGGGUGCUGGUGGCUUUAAUACCCCGGCCAACGCAGGUGGUGGCUUCAAUGCACAAGGGGGUGUUGGUUUUGGGGCAUCCGGUGGUGGUGGUUUUAAUGCUCCGGACGGGGCUAUGGCUCAGAACGCUUCGGCCGCCUCUGCUGCACAAUUGUUAGGUCAGGGGUUCUUUGGUGGAACCUUUCCGUUUGGUCAGGGGCUUCCUCCGAAUCAGGCAGCGCUUGCUGUAUUGGCCGCUGCUGGGCAGAAUCCAGCUGCUUUUGGAGUUAACCCUGCUGUUCUUGCAUCGUUGAACCCCGCUUGGGCAGCUGCCAUGAAUGCUGCCCCACAUCCUGUUGCGUCCACUGCCCAAUCGACAAUACCGCAGGCAAUGCCGGGAUAUGGAAUGGGGAAUCCAGGUUAUCAGAACCCACAAGCUUAUCAAGCUAAUAACUCGUAUCAGAGUGGCCCGAUGGCGCAGCCUCAUCAACAAAGGCCACAAUCUGCUGUUGGGCAAAUGGGAGGAUAUGGUGCACGUUAGGUUUAAUUGCGAUCUGGCCUGUCUCGCAUCACCUGAUGACCAUUUAUGAUCAAAUUUACAUACUUGAUGAUGGAUCAAGCCUUCAUCAUGAAGGAGUAGAAUCUCCUACCAGAUUCUGAAUCUUGGAACAAACUUUUGCCAUAUGUUCGGGCCCAUCAAAGAGAAGCUCCCUCUUUACAUUCCAAUGUAAGACAUCUGAACAUCUUU
Messenger RNA from Telopea speciosissima, 1639 nucleotides. RefSeq names its product UBP1-associated protein 2A-like. The transcript has 2 exons. Gene Ontology annotation, molecular function: RNA binding. NCBI's taxonomy places the organism in Eukaryota, Viridiplantae, Streptophyta, Magnoliopsida, Proteales, Proteaceae. The record is from RefSeq and is a predicted model, not a curated record. The coding region runs from base 26 to 1432 and encodes 468 amino acids.